Messenger RNA from Debaryomyces fabryi, 687 nucleotides. Its product is annotated as copper transporter family protein. Bases 1 to 687 code for a protein of 228 amino acids. The record is from RefSeq and is a predicted model, not a curated record. Gene Ontology annotation, cellular component: plasma membrane. Gene Ontology annotation, molecular function: copper ion transmembrane transporter activity. Gene Ontology annotation, biological process: copper ion transmembrane transport; intracellular copper ion homeostasis. The transcript has a single exon. Lineage: Eukaryota; Fungi; Ascomycota; Pichiomycetes; Serinales; Debaryomycetaceae.
AUGAUGGGAGAGAUACCUGGCUCUAUGUCUUCGAUGUCCAAUACAUCCAGUGGAAUGGUGAUGCAAAUGACUUUCACUAACAAUUUUCGCGAUACAUCGGUUUUAUUUGAAGGAUUGAAAGCAUCAACCAAGCCACAAGCUUUCGGUAUAUUUUGUCUCUUCUUUUUUGUCGCUUUCAUAUUAAGAGGAUUAAUAUUUGUGUAUGUUUACAUUGAACAGGUAGUGUGGCGCAGAGGGCAGGAAUCUUUAUCAUUAUCAUAUAAAAGAACUGUUGAUUUUGGAUUCGACGAUGAAAUACAAGAACCAUUUGAAAAGCAAGGAUCGGAAUCAAAUACGUAUAGCACUAAUAGCGAAGAACUGAAUUUAACACCAGCGCUUUUGUCCCAAAAAAAGAGGCGUUCUUUUUUAUUGCAAAUGUUUUACACUAAUUGGAAAGAUUUUGAAAAGGACAUAGUGAGGUUGAUUUUAUCAUUUCUAAUAGCUAUUUUGUCGUAUUCACUAAUGCUUGUUAUUAUGUCAUAUAUUACUUGCUACUUCUUUGCCGUAGUAUUGGGUAUCGCAGUUGGCGAAGUCUGGUUUAAGAGAUUAGAAAGAAUUUCGAUAUGCAACGAACAAAUAGUUAAUAAUUCAGAAGAAAUACUUAUUCCUACCCCUCAAGCAUUGUCAUGCUCUAGAACAAGAUGUUAG